This is a messenger RNA of Drosophila grimshawi, 619 nucleotides long. RefSeq lists its product as uncharacterized. The transcript has 4 exons. The record is from RefSeq and is a predicted model, not a curated record. The coding region runs from base 38 to 439 and encodes 133 amino acids. NCBI's taxonomy places the organism in Eukaryota, Metazoa, Arthropoda, Insecta, Diptera, Drosophilidae.
CUUACAAAUACAAAAACAAAAAACCAACAAAAUCAGCAUGAAAUUCUUAGUCACCAUCGCUGCUCUGUGCCUGUGUCUGGCUUUUGCUGCUGGCCAACAAUACUUUCUAGGACAGUUCCCUAGCCGUUCCCGCUUUGCCUUCGAUCCUCUGGCGCUGGCACAGCCCUCAGCGCCCCAGGUGCGCGAUCCCCGCCAGAACAGAGGACCCGUUGUGUUCCCACCCUCGCCUCCGGAUGCAAUUGAGGAGUCAAGCGGUGUUGUUGUUGGCGCCUCUGGUUUCGGUUUUGUGCCACCACAGCAAACGGUGGCAGCUGUGGCAGCGGCAGCCGGCGGUGUUGAUCCAACGUAUUUCAGCACAACAUUUCAAACGCCCGACACAUCGUAUGCAACAUUCAACUAUUACAGCAGUCCAUAUAAUACGCGAUACACUUACUUCUGAGACUGGCUGGGAGUGGGAGUGGUGGGCUGGUCCCGAAUCGAGUCCAGGAGACGAGGCGAGUCGAGUCGAGUCGACGCAAGUCGAGUUGAGUUGAGUCGAGUCAUGUGUAAGUAGUCAGUUAAUGAGGCGCCUAGGAAAAAUAUAUAUCUAAUGCUGUUGUAAAUAAAUAUGUAAAAUAUG